AUGGAAUCGAGCAGCUUGCUGGUCGCGUCGAUAGGCAUUGCUACUCUGCUACUGUCAGUAGCAUGCUUUAUAUGCUGCAAACGAAGCUCUGCAUAUGUCACGUUGCAAGAUGACGAUGAGGCUGGAAUAUAUGACCCUCUACUGUCUGCUCGACGACCGUCUUUUCAACGACCUCCUCGUCGAUUGCUAGAACCUCCAACUGUACAACUGCUACGACACGGUAUCCGAAUAUCCCUGAUGGCUGCUUCGACAAUCGCUGCUACUAGGUCUCAGACAACCUCGCCCAUACCACACUCGAGAAAACGACGUAGACAAAGUACAUCACCAGCUACGGACGCUCGCUCAUCAAGGAUAAACGAAGACUCACCAAGACCAUCGCUGCAACACCUCUUUGAUCCACUGCUGAGAAGGAGUUCUGAUGGUGGAAGGUCAAGAAUUCCAAACAGAUGCAAUACUCCAACUCCUGUUACGGACGGUGCUCGAAAGGGCAAGACUUUGUACAUUAGUGAUGAUGACCUGGCAGAUCAGCGUUCUUUUGCUUUACCAACUGGUCUGUCGAGAGCUUCUUUCCUGGAAGAUUCUUCAUUCGAGAUGUCCUUGCCAGAGCUAGGACGGAUGAAGUUGACUGAACAUGCACCGCUAGUAUUCAUACACCUACGCAAAUCACUAAACCUGACGCAUCAAGAGUUAUAUGAUUCGCUUUCAAGACCAUUCAUUAUUCAACAAUCUCCUGGUCAAUCAGGUUCCUUCUUCUUGAAGACCACUGAUAGACGUUACCUCUUCAAGACGUUACGUGGGUCAGAGCAUGAAAGCUUAAAAGCCUUCUUGCCUGCAUAUCUAGAUUUUGUCUCUUCGAAUCCGCAUACAUUCUUGCCACGCUACUUUGGAUGCUACACGUUUGAGAAAUUGCCAGGCGAACGAGUCCUCAGUGGAAAUGGAUUCUUUGGUAGUUUGGAAUCAGUGUUGGGGUCCAGGUUUACCUUGAUUGCUAUGACAUGUGUAUAUGACACUGACCUGUCAAUUCAUCAGAGAUUCGAUUUUAAAGGCUCCAACGUUGGUCGUCAGGCCAUUCAAAAUUUACUAGGAUACGUUUCCAGGACAUCGUCAUUGUCGUCUGCCACUCUGAAAUCAUCUGUGGAUGAUGGCGACGGUGACGAUGAUGUCUUUCAAGACUCGGAAGUCACCUUGAAAGAACUUGACUUUUGGCAACUUCUGGCCAUUGGCCAUACAGGUCUUCUGCACGUUGGAAAAGAAAACAAGGGUCGGUUGAUUCGUCAACUGGAGAAAGAUGUCGCAUUGUUGAAGAGUCAUGCGUUUAUGGAUUACAGCUUGCUAAUUGGAAUCCAUCGCCGUGAACGAGUACAACCAUCAUUUGCUACAUCCUCAAGCAAUCCAUCGUUUCGUCAGCAUCGUAGCAGUCGAGUGCCAGACACAUGGCCACGUCAUGCCUCAGUGUACUCUUCCAUUCGCUCCAUCCGUAGUAACAUCCCAACUCAGGCAGCCACCUUCUUUAUGUGGUUGGUGAAUGGCAGUGCCUCUGAAUCUGGCCAAAGUAGUGUAGAGGACGCUGCUGACGAUGAAGCCACUCCAUUCCAUAAACAAUAUCAUGGAGGGCUCAAAAGUGUUGGAAUGAUGGCAUCUGACGUUGAAUAUGAAAUCUACUACAUUGGCAUCAUCGAUAUUCUGCAGAGAUUUAACUUUUCGAAAUGGGUGGAACGAGGUCUUAAACGACAGGCCUCAUUUCUCACAGAACAAUGGCGUGGUUCAGAGAGCGAUGAAGGUCUGAAUAGCCCAAAGUCGCCAACAUUACAAGCUGUUUCACCUACUAAUCAUUCAACGGUUUGGGAGGGAAUAGAGCAUAGUGUUGAGGAACCUCAGCGCUAUGCAUCUAGAUUGGUUGACUUUGUAACCCAGAUUCUUGAUUAA
This is a messenger RNA of Synchytrium microbalum, 1926 nucleotides long. RefSeq lists its product as uncharacterized. Gene Ontology annotation, molecular function: phosphatidylinositol kinase activity. Bases 1 to 1926 code for a protein of 641 amino acids. The transcript has 8 exons. NCBI's taxonomy places the organism in Eukaryota, Fungi, Chytridiomycota, Chytridiomycetes, Synchytriales, Synchytriaceae. Gene Ontology annotation, biological process: phosphatidylinositol metabolic process. The record is from RefSeq and is a predicted model, not a curated record.